This is a messenger RNA of Petromyzon marinus (sea lamprey), 2240 nucleotides long. Its product is annotated as BBSome complex member BBS5. Gene Ontology annotation, cellular component: ciliary basal body; BBSome. Gene Ontology annotation, biological process: cilium assembly; intracellular transport. The record is from RefSeq and is a predicted model, not a curated record. Gene Ontology annotation, molecular function: phosphatidylinositol-3-phosphate binding. Lineage: Eukaryota; Metazoa; Chordata; Hyperoartia; Petromyzontiformes; Petromyzontidae.
GCCCCGGGUGCCUCACGUGACGCGAGUCUCGCGCUGCGAUUGGUCGCGUCGGAGGAAGCGUUGGCGAGACGGGAGCGUCGGGUUGACCGCGAUGGCGGCCUCCCUGGACGCGCUGUGGGAAGACCGCGACAUUCGCUUCGAUGUCUCCCCCCAGCAGAUGAGAAUGCGUGCAGGAGAACUGCUCAUUGAUUCUCUGGACUCGAUUGAAGACACCAAGGGGAACAAUGGCGAUCGUGGUCGGUUGUUGGUUACAAACUUGAGGCUCAUUUGGCACUCGCAAUCACUGCCAAGAGUGAACCUAUCUAUUGGCUACAACUGUGUGAUAAGCAUCACAACACGCACAGCAAAUUCGAAAUUGCGCGGGCAGACCGAGGCACUGUACAUCCUGACCAAGUGCAACAACACGCGCUUUGAAUUCAUCUUCACCAACCUGGUGCCCGGAAGCCCCCGUCUGUUCACCUCCGUAAUGGCUGUACACAGGGCAUACGAGACAUCUAAGAUGUACCGCGACCUGAAGCUACGUGGUGCCCUGAUCAGUAACAGGCAGCUGCGGCUUUUACCGCAGGAACAGGUUUACGACAAGAUCAACGGCGUUUGGAACCUGUCCAGCGACCAGGGAAACCUGGGCACCUUCUUUAUAAGUAACGUGCGUCUGGUGUGGCAUGCCAACAUGAAUGACAGCUUCAACGUCAGCAUUCCAUACCUGCAAAUUCGUUCAGUGAAGAUAAGAGAUUCCAAGUUUGGCCUUGCAUUGGUAAUAGAAACAUCACAACAGAGUGGUGGCUACGUGCUGGGUUUCCGUAUCGACCCCCUCGAGAAGCUACAAGAGGCAGUGAAAGAGAUCCAGUCGCUGCACCGUGUCUACUCCGCCAGCCCCAUUUUCGGGGUGCAGUUUGAGAUCGAGGAUAGGCCCCAGCCACUUGAUGAAGUGACAGUGGAGAAUGCCUUGGAUGACGUGGAAAUUCAACAGGAUGAGCCAAGCGAUGCCUUCGUGGCCUACUUUGCCGAUGGAAACAAGCAACAAGAUAGGGAUCCCAUAUUCAACGAAGAUCUCGGUCUUGCAGUGGAGAAGCUGCGUGAUGGAUUCACCCUGCAGAGUCUCUGGGAUGUUGUGAGCUAAGCUUGUCUACGUGUAUGCCUCUUAAAUGUCGUUUCCCAAACCCUCCUCCUGUACCGCAAGUGCAAUAAGUUGAACAUUUCUGAAGUUGACAGGAUACAAUUUUUUGUUCAGAAGUAAUCAUUCGAUGAGGGCUCAUUCGUAUAUAAGUGCAAUUUAGUAUGGAUUUAGGCAGCACUAAUGUACAUUACCUUAACGCAUUCCUCUUGGCGCUGUGGUGGUGAGAUGUUAACUACCUGGCCUGGUAUACAGGAUGUCGUGGGUUUGAUCCUGACCCUGAUGCCUGCUGUAUAUUUGGAGCUUGCGUGUUUUCCCCGUGAUCGCCUGGAUUUUUCUUCCGGGUCCUCCGGUUUUUUCCCCUCCAUAUUUAAAAACGUGUUUUGGUGUAUUUGGCUGCAAUACAUUUGCAUGUGAUCAGCCACUUUGUUGAACUAUCAUUUGUGGCCAGGUCGCUUCUGAAAAAAGAGCUAAAUAGCUCAGUGGGCCUUACGAAAUAAAAAGUUUAGUUUAAUUGUAUUAGCAUUAUGCCUACCUGGCCAGAAAAAAGUGCCUCCCCUUGGCUGCUGAACAGAGUAACAUGAGAAGAAUGUGAUUUGAUUAGGAUAUGAAUUAAUCAUUACUUUUAGGCAUGCAUAUGAGGAAUUUGUGUAUGCUGCACACAAUGGUCAUAUGAUCUCAUCGUGAAUAAUUUAGUAUCUCUUAAUCUGGUGUUUUUAAUCCCCGCUAAUUAAAAGGAAGUUGACUAUUUAAAAUAAGAUGCAUGUGCUGUGUAGCGGGAUUCAUUUUGUACAUUCUGUAAUGUCAGAAAAACUGUUUUGUGCAGCGGACAGUAUAUUUUCAAAACACAUACCGUACCACAAUUAAUGUGCACAAACUCUAAGCAUUGGACUCAGAAUAGCAGGCUGUUUGCAUCCAGAAGUAGACUUGCUAUUGAUUCUAUGCUAUUGAUUCUCAGAAUAUUUUUUUCCCCUUUUAGGAAACCACAAAUUUUAAAUCUCGGCUUAAUUUGAAGGGGGGUAAACUCGUGUAUGUUCGUGUUUGUAAAUGGGGCCAUUCUUGAUUACGAGUUGUGCAAAAUAAGCACUCAAAUAAAUGGGAUGUUCUCUGUAACUCCAGAAAAACA